UAUGGUUCCAGUUACCUGUUGUAGCUGGGGGGUCAUUAAUUAGCGGCGCACACAUCCGAGGCAUACGUGACGAAGCUGUGUAUUCCCGGCAAAAGCCGGACGGCUUCUGAUGAGGUAGGACCUAUGUUGAUGCUGUCUCUCCUAAUUGUCGUUCUAGCGGCCAUAAAAUAUUGUUAGGCUCUUCAAGACUGCAAAUAAAAACUUAAGGAACAGAUACUAAUGAUUUUUGAAUGAAUUUCGAUCCGAGUUUUGAUUGGUAAAACUUGUUUUAAAACGAUUUUCCGACAAUCAUUCCCGUGUGUUUGGCCUGCUGCAGGAGGGAGAGAACUUUCACCGUUGCCUGUGUGUGUGUCGCCGUUUUCUGACCUGUGCCUCUCUGUUAUAGAUACAUCCAACCAUAUGUGCUGAUGCCGAACAAAUUGGCCUAUUUUAUAAAGAUGGACAACACACAUGUGUUGUCUGUCAUAAAAAAGGAGAGUAUGAAAACAUGGCUGCCCACAUACAGUGUCACGAAACAGCAGCUGUUCGACAUGGAGGUUACAAAAUGUACAAGUGCCUUAGAGGCUGUAUAAAAAGUGCACACUACCAUUGCUGUUACUGUGGGCAUACAGCUCCAGAAAAGGCUUUCUUCUUAAACCAUGUGCAGACCUGCAGCCACAAUUUGUCAACUUUAGCAGUGACUUCUGCUCCUGUUGCCACCUCCAUGCCUGCUGCAACCGCCGCUCCUGCAGCCACCCCUGCUCCUGUUGCCACCUCCAUGCCUGCUGCAACCGCCGCUCCUGCAGCCACCCCUGCUCCUGUUGCCACCUCCGUGCCUGCUGCAACCGCUGCUCCUGCAGCCACCUCUCUACCAACUUCCCCUUUGUCUCUCCCCAUUAGCUCAAAUAUUAAAAUACUGUCAAGGCCACAGAAUAAAACAACUUGCACAUUUUGCAAUUUAAUUGUUAGCAAAAAGAACAUAAAAGUACAUAUUCAGAGACGCCACAGAUCAAAUAUUGCUGACAUAACAUCAAGCCACCAUCUUCCAUCCCAGUGUGUUGACUAAAAGAAUGGAAUAUUUGUUGUAAAAAGAACAUUUUCUGGACCAACUGCACCUAUUCACGUUCAGAUUUGUACAUGGGGAGAAAAGCAUAAAGUUCUAUGUGAGGUGGAGCAAUGCAGACGGGCAGGGGAGUUUGCGAGAAGAAGUGGACUAAUGGGAUUUCAGUGUAUGUAUCUGAAAUCCAUAUCUCAUUGUCCCGUUUCGUCAGAUACAGCCACAGCCCUUAAAGAGGAAGUCCUGACAGAUAUGGUUGAACAAAAAUGGAUUUCUGAAAAAACAAAGCAGGUCUGUUUCGCCCACAAACAAGCAGCAGAGUCCGAGGGAUGCUCUCUGAGCGACGAGAUCAGACUCGGCAAAGGAGAAACUAAACUUUAUGUGUCUGUAAAGGAUACAGGCACAUCAUACUACUAUCGGUUAGGGAGAGUAGUGGUGUAUUAUGACAAAAAAAAAAUACUUGGCACUGCCCUCGUGCUAAGCCGAAAAACAGUUGUCUACAUAAGUCAAUUGCGAAAUGGCAUUUGAACCAAACACAUCCUAAACUUUUUCGAAAAGUUAGAUCAACAGACUCUGAUGUGUUUGAUGUUUUUGAAAGUCAUGGAUCUCAGGAUGGACACAGCACAGUGCAACAUUCAGCAUCUGUAUAUCCCCCCGAAGGAGAUGGUCUGAUGGCAAUGAUUAAUUAUUUGCUAAAGAACAAGAAAGUACCAAGUGUCUUGCCAGAUGACGUAUGUGCUCCACCCCACAUCAACACUUUGCCAAAGCACCUAAUCCCAAACGAAACAUUUUGUACGGUGUGUCCGGGAAAGGUGCCUCUUUCUGAACCAAUCCUGGUAUCGCAGAAAGCCAAGAUAGCCACGGUUACAGGUCUAGAAGAAGAUGUGUCCACCUAUUGCAAGAGGUGUGCGAUAUGUGGAACAUUCUACCGCUACCAGGAGUGGAGUGAGGGUCUGCACAACUUUGAUGACAGUGUCAUACUGACAUUACAUCUUUGCCUUUUCCUGAGACAGUCUGUGCUGAAUCAUACUGCAGUUGGAAGGGCUCUGGACAUCCUCGAGGAGCUUAAUAAGAAGAAGUAUCCAAACCAUGACUCCAUUCUACAUGGGUAUCUACAUUUUGAGGCACUGACAGAGCAUGACUACAAUUUUUCCUGUGUAAAUUGUGGGGUCCACCCACCUGUCGUUAUAAUGGACCUACACAAUAAAGGAGUUUUUAGUAUGCCAGUGAGUGACAUUGAAGAUCCCUCGCCAGAGUUUGAUGGACAUGUGGAUAUCGAGGCAUUUUGGCACUCAGUUGAGCGAGAGAUUGUUUGCAGGGGUUUUUUAAAAAGUAAUCGUGACAAUCCCUGCAAAGUCUCUCCUUCGUUUGAGAAAUGGGCGCCAUGGGUUGCACCAUGUUCAAGAGCUGGUAUAGCACAGAAUACAGAGUAUGCCAAACUGAUGACCAAGAAGUCUGGGGCAGAACAAGCUGACAUUGAGAUCUCAGAGGAACGUCUCUCAAGUGAACUAAUGAACUUGAAGGUUGACACUUUGAGAAAACUUGUUCGUGAGUGUGGUGUUGACUCAAGGGGAUCAAAAAUGGACCUCCUUAUGCGUUUAAGGGAAGAAAUGAAAUCCAGGAGCACCUAUGACAAAGUUUUCCAAAAAGUCUGGGGUGCAUCAGGUGGCUGAGUCAUCAUGUGCCCUUGUGGCAUUGUGAAUGCAGUGAAAUUCAAUUUAAGAGCAGAAAGCCCCAGAGACUUUGCGGACAUGUUGCUGUCCUUCAAACAUUUCCCGAAUAUUGUUAUUUAUGAUUUUGCACGAGGACUAGUGACCCACACCAACCUACGGGAGCCAGAGAGACUACCCUUCAGCCCACACGAAGGAAGACUGGUGCCAGCCACACCGGAAAACAUUUCAUGUGUCAAGAAUGGAAAAUUGCAAAUCAGUUUGCCUUGGUUGCAGCAAAAAAAAUGUCCACCGGAUCAAAAUGGCCAUCCUGAAACAGGCUCUGCAGAUCACUAUGCACUGUAUGACACUUUUCAUCAAUACAACACAAAAGAUGAAAAGGAUUGCCUAAGAUGCAUUGCCCUAGUACCUGAACUCUGUGGUUGGCUCAAUUCACAAACAGCAGAGCAGCUCUUCUCUGGAAUGCGCAAAAAUAACUACUUCAUGAACUGUCUUUCCCCAUCAAGCCAUUGUUUUCUGAUGCGCAACAUCUUACAUCACCAUAAUGAGAGACUUAAUCAGCAGGCCACCGACAGACUGAAGAAAACCUUUCAUGGAAAUGUCACCCUCAAUUCUGAUGGAAAAGCUGUCCUAGCGAUCUGCACACCACGUCCAUACAGUGCCUCAGCAUCUUCCUCUGACCAUGAAGCUUCCACUGUCUCUGUAAGCUCUACGUCAGCAGCCUCCUCUCUCCUUGCUGCAAACUCUGUGUCUUUGGCAUCAAGACCUUCAAAAUCAGAAGCCGCCAAAAAAUAUCAAGCAAAAGGUGAGGACAGCUUUGACUGUGGAUUGCAUUGUGAAGCUGAAACACAGGCAGGCAACCUCAGACCAUGUCGAGCCUCCUGGACAUUUAGAGACCACCCAGAGUAACAACAAUUGGUUGGUUCAUCACACACAACUGUGUAUGAAAGGAAUCUACCAAAGCUGGACUACAUUCUAGAUGAUAAACGACCAAAAAGUGAGCUUAUCGUCAAAGAUGGGAAAACAUGUCUGACAAGAGAAAAUUUUCUGACUUUGGGGCUUCGGUUGGACAUGGAUUCUGAGAUGGGAAAUGCUUGCCUACGCCUCGUAAAAGAGGUCCUGCAGACACAGGGGAAGUCUGUUCAUGUUCUUGACCUACAUAUUCUGCCAACAUGGCUGCCACCACUAAGCUGCAGCCCUUUACAGUCUUUGCCCGCAAACUCACAAGAAAUGGAUGCCAUUGUCAUUCCUCUCUGGGUUCCUGGACACUUCAUGUUGUGUUGAUCUUGCAAAGCAGCUGGUUCCAGGUCCCUGGAUUGAAAAAACAGGCAAAGACAUAGAGGGGCUUCCGAGACAGACGCAUGCAAAUGACUGUGGCAUUUUUAUGAUAAUGUACGCCUGGUACCUCAUUCUUGGUGAUCCAUUUGACUUCACUGUUAACGACAUGCCAGUUCUGCGGAGAUGGUGGUGUUCCGUUAUUAUGGAAAACCUAAUCCUGGAAGGGCAUGGGAGAAGGUUUGCCCAUUUUACUAAGGAGGGAAAGGACAUGCUUUCUGGCCAUCUUUCACCUGUUUUCCGACUGAAGCGGAAAAGAAGAGAUGAUGAAGACACACAUGAGGAAGUGAAAGAGGCACAGCGGGUGCGCCAGCUUCACUGUGCUGAUCUGAUUGACUGCAUGAAGGGGAGCAUCUCUGUCAGGAAAAACCUAGAGGCUAUAAUAACUGGGGAUGUUCCCUCAUCAUGGGAGCUCAGGAGGGAGAGGCCAACCCUUCACUUUGAAGAUGAACAACUCGACCAGGUUGUCUCAUUCUUGUUUAAAGUCAUCAAGGAAACACCAGGAGCAAGGCAGCGAACAGACUGGGUCGCCUUCAUUUUUGAUGUCCUUUUGCCAGAGGUGACAGUUGCAGUUCUGGCCGAAAGACAUCAACUGACGGUAUCAGAGGCCUUAGAAAGGUUCAGAAGGGGUCCACAAUAUGAACCAUGUGAGAUGAAAAUGUUGGCAAACAACAUGAUGAAAAACCUGUUGGAGGAGGGAGCCGUAAGGCUGAAAGCUUUUGAAAAAAAAUGAAAACAGCCCUCUCCUCUGAGGCAUUCCUCCAGAGACUUUAGAUUUUUCAUCCUACUGUAAUGGUUAUGGCCCUUUUUCUCCCCUUUUCCUUCUCUUCCCCAUUAUUGUCCUUUGUGUAUGUUUUUGGCUUGUGUGUCUCUGCCAGCCUUAGUCAGUUAGUCAAUUAGUCAAUUCCACUCACCUGUUCCCUCAACCAUUUAAACCCUCUGCUUCCCUCUGUCUUUGCCGGUUUGUUGUUUGCCUUCAUCACACGCUGCCACAGCCUCUGUUCCCCACCUCUGGACUACGUGUGUUUUUGGACCCUUGCUGCUUUUUCCCCUUCAUGGAUUUUCCCCCUUGGACUCUGCCUUUGGAUUACCUCAGUUUGUGUUUGCUCCUUUGUUUGAGUUCCUCUGUUGUGUGAGUACUUCUCUGCUUUGUUGUAUCAAGCCUUGUUGCGCUAUAGCAUUAGUUUGGUUUUUGUCCUGCUGCCCCGGUUCUAGUCGCUGUAGUUGUUUUUGGAGUUUUUUGUUAAAUAAAACCCUUUUUCAUUA
Acanthochromis polyacanthus (spiny chromis) is the source of this 5307-nucleotide messenger RNA. RefSeq lists its product as uncharacterized. NCBI's taxonomy places the organism in Eukaryota, Metazoa, Chordata, Actinopteri, Pomacentridae. The record is from RefSeq and is a predicted model, not a curated record.